Molecule: messenger RNA, 1505 nt
Organism: Chaetura pelagica (chimney swift)
Lineage: Eukaryota; Metazoa; Chordata; Aves; Apodiformes; Apodidae
Gene: TMOD3
Product: tropomodulin 3 (ubiquitous)
Exons: 9
Coding region: 63-1118 (351 amino acids)
Biological process (GO): pointed-end actin filament capping; myofibril assembly; muscle contraction
Cellular component (GO): myofibril; striated muscle thin filament
Molecular function (GO): tropomyosin binding
Source: RefSeq, a predicted model, not a curated record
GAGCUGGUUAAGAAUAAGACUUGGGUUUUUAAGUGUUUGAUUGUCUUGCUGCUGCCCAAGUCAUGACGCUCCCAUUUCGGAAGGACUUGGACAAGUACAAAGAUCUCGAUGAGGAUGAGAUUCUUGGCAAGCUUUCAGAAGAAGAACUGAAACAACUGGAAACUGUUUUGGAUGAUCUUGACCCUGAGAACGAGCUCCUGCCCGCAGGCUUCCGACAGAAAGACCAGACGGCUAAAAAGGCCUCGGGCCCCUUCGACAGGGAACGACUCCUUGCCUAUUUGGAGAAGCAGGCUCUUGAGCACAAAGACAGGGAAGACUAUGUGCCUUUUACCAGAGAAAAGAAAGGGAAAAUAUUUAUCCCCAAGCAAAAGCCUGUCCAGUCUUACACAGAAGAUAAAUUCUCUCUUGAUCCAGAGCUGGAGGAGGCCUUGACCAGUGCCACAGACACAGAAUUAGGUGACCUUGCAGCUAUACUGGGCAUGUCCAACUUGAUAACAAACAAUCAGUUCUGUGAUGUAGUAGGAAGCAGUAAUGGGAUUGACAAAGACAGCUUCUCAAAUAUAGUAAAAGGUGAAAAAAUGUUGCCUGUUUUUGAUGAGCCACCAAAUCCCACAAAUGUGGAGGAGACACUACAGAGGAUUAAAGAUAAUGAUUCUCGUCUUGUUGAAGUCAAUCUAAAUAACAUUAAGAACAUACCAAUUCCAACGCUGAAAGAAUUUGCAAAAGCCUUAGAAACCAACAAGCAUGUGAAGAGUUUCAGCCUUGCAGCCACCCGAAGCAAUGACCCUGUUGCUGUUGCCCUUGCAGAUAUGCUGAGAGUAAACACAAAAUUAAAAAGUUUAAACAUAGAAUCAAACUUCAUCACUGGAGUUGGAAUUUUGGCACUGGUCGAUGCACUGAAAGACAACGAAACAUUGACAGAGAUCAAAAUUGAUAAUCAGAGGCAGCAGCUGGGCACACUUGCAGAAGUAGAAAUUGCCAAGAUGCUUGAAGAAAACACCAAGAUCCUCAAAUUUGGAUACCAUUUCACACAACAGGGACCUCGAGCCAGGGCAGCUGCAGCUAUCACAAAUAAUAAUGAUUUGGUUCGCAAGAGAAGGGUUGAAGGAGACAACUAGCAGGUCCUGGUGUCAGACCUGCGUGGAGAUUUCAAGGGUUGUCAAGGCAUGUUGAUCACUGUGGGCUUUGGCAUGCCUGGACUGCAUUUACCUGGGUUAGAAGGGAAAAGACUGGAAACCCCAUUCCUUUUAAAGCAAAGCUCUGUCAGUUAUCUGCUGGUAGGCAUCAGGUUUUUCAGAUUGAGACACAGUAACUGCCCCAGUCUCUGUACCAUAGUUCUUGGUGGUUUUUUUAAGAACUUUUUUGUAUUUCAAGACUUCGACUGUGUUUUCUACUAAAAAUGUAAUUACAAAUCAGUGGUAUGAUUGUCUGUAGUCAAAGAAUGGGACAUUCAAUCCUUGGGCUGAUAAUGACUCAAUUGAAAUGUUUGUUAGAAAAAUCUGGGG